Medicago truncatula (barrel medic) is the source of this 399-nucleotide messenger RNA. RefSeq names its product probable metal-nicotianamine transporter YSL5. Lineage: Eukaryota; Viridiplantae; Streptophyta; Magnoliopsida; Fabales; Fabaceae. The transcript is spliced from 2 exons. Gene Ontology annotation, molecular function: oligopeptide transmembrane transporter activity. The coding region runs from base 1 to 399 and encodes 132 amino acids. Gene Ontology annotation, cellular component: membrane. The record is from RefSeq and is a predicted model, not a curated record.
AUGUCUCGAGAACCCUACGACGUCGAAAGUCACGACACCUCCGCAGUUGCGCCGGUGUUGAAAGAUGAACAACUCGAGGAGAUUUCUGUGGAAAAAGGGUUUGAAGGAACAUCUGUUCCUACGUGGCAGAAACAGGUCACUGUUAGGGCAAUAUUUGCGAGUCUCAUGUUGUCGGUGAUGUUCACGUUUAUCGUGAUGAAGUUGAAUCUCACAACUGGGAUUAUUCCUUCGUUGAAUGUUUCUGCUGGAUUGUUAGGGUUUUUCUUUGUGAAGACAUGGACCAAGUUGCUUGAGAAAGCUGGUUGGCUUAAUCAACCUUUUACCAGACAGGAGAAUACUGUUAUUCAGACUUGUGUUGUUGCUGCUAGUGGAAUUGCAUUCAGCGUGAUGAUACAAUGA